Messenger RNA from Anopheles coluzzii, 3157 nucleotides. RefSeq lists its product as uncharacterized. The coding region runs from base 1305 to 3053 and encodes 582 amino acids. Lineage: Eukaryota; Metazoa; Arthropoda; Insecta; Diptera; Culicidae. Gene Ontology annotation, cellular component: nucleus. The transcript has 3 exons. The record is from RefSeq and is a predicted model, not a curated record.
GGGGUGAUUUUAUUACUUGUUACAGGACAUGAAAAGGCGUUUCUUCAAUCUGAAAUCAUAUCUGACACCAAAUCUAGAUGGGUUCAACCUAUGCCCAGUAAGCUGUACCAGCUGUGCUAAUAUAAAGCAUCAAAGCCUUUCUGUACCACUAAUAAGCUUGGCUGUCAGUAACUUAUUAAGUGCCCACAGCAGGAUAAUCAUCCCAGCGUAUGGGGGCACGAUCUAUUCGAGGCUUUUACCCAUGCCGAUCUUAUAGAGUGGUACGAGUUGAAGAUUGUAUCACGAGAUUGACUAAUUAUUUGAAUUUCACUUACUAUUUAAAACAAAUAGUUUUUUUCACAUAAAUCGUUUACAAGAUCACGGCACUCAAACGGUUGUCGAAUGGAACAGAAUGCUUCGAAUGGAAUGGCCAAAUAUUGGAAUCAUGCCGAGUGCCAGGAUCAAGUGGAUAUCGUGGCAUAAAAAAAAAAUACAUUUUUUUUUCGUUGUUCUUACUCACAUAUUAUAAUACAUCUUUUCCAACCCGUUCUACCAUAUGAGUACAGAUUUUAAUUUUAUAAUAGUUAUUUGUCUAGUUAAGACAAGCUAAAUUAUAACAAAAAGUAUAAUAGAUGUUACAAAUUGCACCAUAAUACCAACUGCAACACCAUUUUUGGUUUCGCUUAUCACGAUUUUUAUAAACGAUACGCGACGAAGUGCGAUGAAUAUUCCUGUGAGCAUGGGAGAGUGCACAGGCAACACAAACUGUGUGCGAGAAAAAGUGAACAGUUAUCUUGCACGCAGCAAGCAACAGCCGGACAAAGCCGGUUUUUCAAAGAACGGAACGCACGAACGAUAGCACCUUGCUAACAAAAUUGAAGCGGCAAAGACCGGAACGGAACGGAGUGAACGGAAAGAACGAAUUGAACGGAACGGAAUGAACGGAAAGAACGGAAUGAACGGAACGGAAUGAACGGAAAGAACGGAAUGAACGGAAAGAACGGAAUGAACGGAACGGAACGAUGUUGUAUAAAGGAUCGGAGCAGAACGGCCUACAUAAAGAACGGAACUUUUUUACUAGGUUCGGACCGGAACGGCCAACACUAGUUAUGUGUUUAUAGUAUGCCGAUAUUUUGUAUAACGAAUAACUUUCAUCAUAGUAACAUAUGAUUCACUGCGGUUAUAAGUUUCUAUCUGAAAUAAAUUCAUUCUGUUCUUAACCAUACAAUACACUGGUUGUUUGCACUACUGCCAAUAAGAUCAAAGUCCAACUUAACAAGUGCUCAGUCGCAUUCAAGCAUUUCGUCGUAACCCGGUCCACGAAAAUGGGUAUUCGUCAUCUACAUACGUUCAUGGAAAAGAAUGGCGGAUUUUACACUGUGAACAUGGAGCGUGAAAUUCUCGAAGCGAAGAAAUUCACCGAAAACCCCUUAUUGGUAAUCGACAUGAAGGCGUUGCACGCUAUAUUUAGUAACGACAAACGUAGCCUACUGUGCGGCAGUCAGUUUUCGGUAGUGGAACAUAUGGUAGAUACGUUUUUCAAGCGCCUCACUGAUGCUGGUGCUGAACUGGUAUUUUGUGAUGACGGAACACUGGAUCCAAAUAAGCUUGAAAAAUGGAUCGCUAGCCAGAAUGAAAAGUACGAUCGGAUGAUCAACGUCCUUGACGGAAUCGAUGCAGAGCCGUCGUUGAAGGAGGCUGCAGACAAGUUCGAACAGACGAUACCAUACAACACGUGCAUCAAGUUGAAGAACGUGGCCAAACGGCACGGCAAGUUUAUCGUCUCCAAGGACUUGAAAUGUGAUCAAGCGUUAGCGAGUUACGCCACCAAGUUUAAGGCACUGGCGGUCGUUACGCACGACACCGAUUUCCUCAUUUUCGAGGGCAGCUGGCAGCUGUGGCACGCGAACCAUAUCGAUGUGAACAAGUUGAUUACGAAGGCCUACUGCAAGCAGGAGCUACUAUGCACGCUUCGUUUGCAGUGGCGUCAGAUGGCCAUAUGGGCAACGUUAGCUGGGAACAGUUUCUUCAAAUACGACGAGCUGGUACCCUUUCUAAGCGAGUUUGGCCCAAACAAUCAAAAGUUUUAUCGAUUGGCCGAAUAUGUGCGACAGUUGCCGCUGCGAAACGGAAAGCUAGAUGACGAUACGGUACACUCGAUACUGGGGCGGGUGUACUGGAACAGACAAGUACCACCCGAGGCUUACGAAUGGUUUCGGCAAAGUGUUGCCUUCUAUCAGGUGAAUGAACCAUCGAAGGAUUCGCAGCAGAACGACGGUGAUCCUUUCGCUCACUUACUGGAGGACGAACAUUACGUCACCUACAGUAUUCUGACCGAUAGGCCGUAUACCUGUACCAUCUUAUUCUUUGAUUAUCGGUCGUCCGAGAUUAGAAAUUACUAUGAAAUCAUCGAACCGAUCAUUGCACGCAUGGCAGGUAUACUGCUCUAUCAUCACAAGGAAGAACGGCAGGACGUAACGCUGGCCAUAAAGCGCAAUCAUCAUGAGUCACACUCGGUCGUCACAGUUCCAGCCACGUUCCCUACUGCCAUUACACCACCCCCGUUAAUUGAGUUGAUUUCAAAGGAUGAAAGUGCACAGGCCUCGUUGCUCGACCGUAAACUGCAACUAUGGCGCUGGGUUUGUUCCGACGAUUUGCUUGACGUGGAAGAGUUCAAUACCGUGCCACCCGCGUUCAUGUGCACGGUACUUACCCUGUACCGCUUGAGACAGUGUGGCGCCAUCCGCAUAUUCGAAGCGGAUCUACUUUUGCUCAUUGCUCAGCAGCUUUCUAAGGGUGUGUUCGAUCUAACGCUGGAACCGUAUCCACAGCGCUUGAAUCCACGCGCAUUCCGGGUAGGAUUUCUGUUCCAAAAAACGUACGACCAUAUGAUUCAUAUGGCCAAAGUGCUUGGUCUGUCCGAAGAGUACCGACCGAUGACACCAUACGAUGGGCACCGGUUCCACAACAUGUAUAACGUGUGGACAGGCAUGAAUGUGGAAUCAGAAUUCCAACCGAUUGAAGAAUGGCGUUUUUACAAGCAUGCAAAAUCACACGCCGUACAGAACGAAUGACAAGUUUAUCCAUUAAUUGACAAAAUUGCAUGGGUUUUUUUUGCACUUUUCCCAUAUACUCAGAUUUAAAAUCAGCAAACAACAUAUAUUCUACUUAGUUAUGC